AGCUAGAGUUUACACUUCAAGCUGGCAAAUAAUGCAAUUAUCAGUCGUUUUUUAAAUUUUAUCCAAAACACUAAAUUCUGAUGGAAUUUAUUGAGCUUAUACUAAUAAAUAAGUUAGAUGGUGUAAUUUUAAAAUAUCCUCAUCAUGACAAUGUAGACGGAACUGUAUGUAUCACAGGCCAUCACCUCAUUUUGAGUUCAAGAAAAGAAGGCGUUCGAGAACUAUGGCUUCUUCACAAGAAUAUAGACUGUAUAGAGAAAAAAGAAAACAAAUUAAGUGGGGGUAUAAUUCAAGGAGGUUCAUUAUAUUUAAAAUGCAAGGAUCUAAGAAUAUUUCAAUUAGAUAUAAGUAGCACAACAGAAUUGAAUCUCGUUGCGCAGACUUUAGAAAAUCUAUCGAACCUACAAGACCCAAGCUUGUUUUAUCCAUUCUUCUAUAGACAUAUGCAUCCUAUCAUGGAAAAUGGAUAUACAUUAUACAGUAUUGAAGGAGAAUUCACGAAAGUGUUAGCAACAGAAGAAUGGCGCAUAUCCCGUGUAAACCAACAUUAUACGGUCACACCUAGUUAUGCAAAAGCAGUGGUGGUACCAAAAGUUAUAGACGAUGAGACAUUAUUAGCUGCGGCAAGUUUCAGACAGGGUGGUCGAUUUCCAGUACUUUCUUAUAGGCAUAAUAAUGGGGCUGUAUUGUUAAGAGCUGGUCAACCACUAUAUGGCCCAAAACAUCGAAGGUGUAAACCCGAUGAACUUAUUCUUAACUCAGUUGUUAAUGUUGGAAUGAAAGGCAUUAUUUAUGACUUAAGAAGCACUAAUUCAAUAUCACAACAUCAAAACAAAGGAGGUGGUACGGAGAGUGCGGCAAACUACUCCCAGUGGAAAAUAUACAAUAGAUCCAUGGAUGAUGUUGAUAAUCAACAACAGUUAUUAGAGAGCUUUUCCAAGUUAAUUGAAGCAUGUCUAGACAAAGAGAUAUCAUCGGACAAGUGGAUCUCAAGAUUGGAGUCGUGCGGUUGGCCGGAGUCAGUUCGCAACUCGCUUCACACGGCAUGUAUUAUAGCGCAACACAUACACCAUAAAGGUGAACCAGUUUUAAUUCAUGGUACGCGUGGUGAGGAUGCAACAUUGCUUGUCUGCUCUCUGGUGCAAAUUAUACUGAGCCCUGAUUGUCGAACUAUCAGAGGGCUGCAAGCGCUAAUAGAGCGCGAGUGGCUGCAGGCGGGGCACCCGUUCGGCGCGCGGCUGCGCUGCGGGCCGCACGCGAGCGCGCCGCGCGCCGCGCCCACCUUCCCGCUGCUGCUCGACUGCGUGCGCCAGUUCCUCGAGCAGUUCCCGUGCAGCUUCGAGUACCGGCAGUCGUUCUUGAUCGCACUCUUCGAGCACGCGUACGCGAGCCAGUUCGGAACAUUCCUCUGCGACAGUGACCAAGAGCGCGAAACCCGUGGGGUCUAUCAGCAGACAACCAGUAUAUGGUCAUGGAUCAACCAGCCAGAUGAGUUGUCCACAUACAUCAAUCCGCUGUACGAUCCCACACCUAAUGUCAUAUGGCCGUCUGUUGCACCUAUGAGCUUCGUAAUAUGGGAAGAACUGUACCUCCGCUGGCUGGUCCCGCAGCACACGGAGGAACGCGAAGAGCAGUACAAGGUGAUACGGACCAGGGAGCAACAUCUGCGCUCGCAGGCGCAGCAGUUGCGCAGGGAAUUGCUCGAUCUAGCCGCACAGUACUAUAAUAAGGGUGAUAAAUAGACAAUACUGGCUAUAGACAAUGGAAAUAUUUUCUUAUAUACAAAAAAAUGCACUCAUUUUUGUGUUUGUAACGGCUUCUAAUGAAGCUUGGCGAUUAAACGAAAAUGAUUAAUGGAAUGCUAUCUUACGCUUGGUUUCAAAAUACAAAUAUGUAUUAUUCGAUUAAUGCUCUUAAAGCUUUAGUUUUUUUUUUGUUUUAUUGUGGUUGAAACUAUUCUUCGUCUCGAAUUUAUUUUUUGGUCUGAAAGCAAGAUUUUAUAAAUUGAAUAUAGACGCCAUCAAAAAGUUUUGCCCAGUUUGUAUUUUGAUGGCGUCCUUCAAAAUUUGGGGAAAUAUUUACUUUCCUUGGGUGUUUUGAAUUUGUUUUGCAUAAUGUGUAAUUAUUAUAUUGUAAUUAAUACAACUUAACGAGAUAUAAUAGUUUUCUAUUUCAUUUAUUUUAUUAAACAACAGGUCGGACCUACAACAAGAGGCUCUCUUAAAUCGGUAGUUUUGUAGUAGGCUGAUGAAUUAAUUUUUAGUGAAUAAAUCAAACGUUUUAUAUAAAGUAAGCAAGUUUCAUACAAAUAUAGCAAAAAUAUAAAGAAAUAUUAAUAAGGGGACUUAAAUAGUUUCCGUCUAUUUUUAUUGGCUAGUUUUGGUAAUUUUAAUUUUACAUUCGUAAUAGAAAUCAUGACAUAUUUUUUUUAUAUUAUUCUUUCAAUAUGAGAGUAUCUAGUCGUUUAGAAACUUGGUUAUAUAUAGACCUAAUUUAUGAUUUGUAGCAUUCUAUAAUAUGUGUUAAUUUAAUUCUUUGUUAAGAUUUUAUUUUUCUGUACAAUAACUUGUUUUAUGUAUUUUUUCUAGUGAGUACUUAAAAUAUAAAAAUAUACAUUAGUAAAUAAGAGUUAAGUGUGUAUUUUGAACAUUUUAAUAGUUUAAAACUCUAAUAACUCUGAAUAUCGUUAAUUAAUAACCAAAACCAAACUGCCAAAAGUGGACACCUAUUUUAUAUUUGUAUUGUUAAUGUAAUGUAUAAGCAUUUAAAUCUUAAUUAUACAUACAAGUUGAUUUCAUUUGUCAAAUUAAAAAUAUAGUUAUUAUGUAGUUAAUAGAAGAUUUUUUAAAAAAUUUCAUGAAUUAUUAAAUAUUUGAAAAUAUGGCUUGGCUGGCUUGGCCGUGGCUUAUAAUUCUGAACUGAAACUUUGGCCUAACUGCUUAAAAGGUAAUACCUAAACAAAUAAAGAUAUACAUACAUAUAGUAGUAAAAGUAUAGGUAACAAUGUAUCUUAUUGUAUAAUCGAUUUGUAGCUUGUUAUUUGAGUAAAUUUUCUUUUGAACAAUAUUUGUUUGUUUGUAAUGAAUAAUAAUUCCAAAUAGUUUCAUAGUUUUUUUUGCGAACUUUAACAAUAAUUAAGAUAUAGGAGAGAAAAAAUAUAUAUAUAAUAAUUUAUUUUCAAAUAUAGUAUUUCGUUUGAUAGUAAUGCUAUGGGUAGAAAUAAUAUAUAAAUACUAUAAUCUAAAAAUAUCCUGUGUUAUUAUUUACAUAAAGCUAUUAUAAAAAAAGUUUGGGUGCCUGUCUUUUGUAACUAUUUUAAAUAUAUAAUGUAAAUGUUAAUAACUAAAGAUAUAAAUAAGGUAUUCCUAAGAUUUGCGCGCGCUCUCAGUAACGCUGUCUUUUAUGGAAUCUAUAUGUAGGCAUACUCAUUAUUUAAAUUAGUUUAGAUGAGAAUAAUUAAAUAAUUGAGUUUAGAGCAUAGCUCCAUAUCAUAUAAUUCAUUGGCGUAACACGAUUAGAUUAAGCGUCACCAGUAACUUGUGUUUUUUUAAAUAAAAAAAAUAAUUUUAAGAGCUUUUGUAAUGUGUGGUAUGUUACAGUUUAGAUGUGUUUUCUCCUACUACGCGUAUUUCCUCGUUAAAAAUAGUUAUAUUUGGGUCCAUACUAGUUUCUGUUUGAGUGGGAAAUGCCCUAAAGUUGAUUCUGACAUGGUGAAUUUUGUGAAGAUGGAUGUAUCAUUGUUAUUCUUUCAUGCGAAAACUAGUGAACGGAUUUUAAUGAUACUUCGCAGUGAUGUAGCUCAGGUCCCAGAAUGACUCACUUAUAAUAAUCCUUAUACAUUUUAUUUUAAGUUUAUAAGUUCUUAUUCUUUUCUUACCAAACAUAUUUUAAGUCUUUAUUCCUGUUUAGCUUUUUAGUAUAUUGACAAUUAAAAAAUAAUGUGCAUUAAUUAAUUUAAAAUGUAAUAUGUCAAUUUGAUACAUGUAGAUAAGAGUAUAUUUAUUGUCAAUUAAAGUAUCGCAGCAAAAA
Zerene cesonia (dogface butterfly) is the source of this 4029-nucleotide messenger RNA. Its product is annotated as myotubularin-related protein 9. The record is from RefSeq and is a predicted model, not a curated record. NCBI's taxonomy places the organism in Eukaryota, Metazoa, Arthropoda, Insecta, Lepidoptera, Pieridae. The transcript is spliced from 10 exons. Gene Ontology annotation, biological process: negative regulation of autophagy. Bases 81 to 1742 code for a protein of 553 amino acids.